CACUCCCUUCUCCCUCUCCCCACUCCUCUCUUAAUUUUCCCACAUUCUUUCUCUUUCUUUCCCACUUUUAUCUCUGUACAUCUCUUUUCCUUCCCUGCCAAUAUCUGUCUCUUCCCCAUUCCUCUCUCUCUUUCCCCUCCCUCUCUCUCCAUAUUUUCCCCUCCCUCUCUUUCCAUAUUUUCCUCUCCCUCUCUAUCCUGUAGAGCGCAGACGCUCCUCCUGCUAACUCUCUCUCUCUCUCUCUCUCUCUCUCUCUCUCUCUGAGUGUUGGUGGUUGAGAGUUUAGCAGUCUGUGCUGUUUCUCUCUCUGGACUCAGUGAUGUUCUGGCGGUCCGGUGCAGCGGAGCGGGAGGAGAGAGAGAGAGCGCGGUAAAGAGUAAUAGAGAGAUGAUGGUGGGGGUACUCUGUGCUCUCGGGCUGCUGCUGCUGUCCUGCGGUGGUGAGGAGCUCCGGACGGAGAACUGCAGCUCAGCAGUCAGCAUCUGGACUGACCUCGGGAUCACUGCGGAGCACACCCCGGAACACACACUCACAGGUGAUCAUCUGCAGGUGUGCGUGCAGGAGAGGACCUGCUGUACACAGGAGGUGGAGGAGAAGCUCAGCGAGAGGAGUAAACAUGAGUUUGAGAAGCUCGUGGAUGAGGCCAGUGAAGACCUGAGGAACACCUUUGUGUCCAGACAUAAAAGGUUUGAUGAGUUCUUCUUGGAGCUGUUGGAGAACACGGAGCGCUCACUGAACGAGAUGUUCGUGAGGACGUAUGGAAAGCCCUACAUGCAGAACGCUGAGGUGUUCCAGGGCCUGUUCUCCGAACUAAAGCGCUACUACACCGGCGGGAACGUCAACCUGGAGGAGAUGCUGAAUGACUUCUGGACGCGUCUGCUGGAGAGGAUGUUCCAGUUGCUGAACUCUCAGUAUCUCAUCACUGAGGAAUAUCUGGAGUGCAUCAGCAAGUACAUGGACCAGCUCAAGCCAUUCGGAGACGUUCCCAAGAAGCUGAAGUCUCAGGUCACGCGGGCCUUCAUCGCUGCCAGAACCUUCGUCCAGGGCCUCAUGGUGGGACGGGAAGUGGCCAACAGAGUUUCAAAGGUUAGCAUGAGUGUGGCGUGUGUUAAGGCCGUCACCAAGAUGCUAUACUGCCCGUCCUGUCGAGGUCUUACUGCGGUCAAACCCUGCAGGAGUUACUGCCUGAACGUGUUAAAGGGCUGCCUGGCCAACCAGGCUGAUCUGGACCCUGAGUGGACGCACUACAUCGAUGCCAUGUUGCUGGUGACGGAGCGGCUGGAGGGACCCUUCAACAUCGAGUCUGUGAUGGAGCCGAUCGAUGUGAAGAUCUCAGAGGCCAUCAUGAAUAUGCAGGAGAAAAGCGUGCAGCUCUCCUACCAAGUUUUUCAAGGCUGCGGCCAGCCCAAGCCCUCGGGAAUGAGCAGGUCUGCCCGCGCCAUCUCGGACGUUUUCAGCACACGCUUCAGGCCCUACAGCCCCGAGGAGCUGCCCACCACCACCGCUGGGACCAGCCUGGACCGCCUGGUGAUCGACAUUAAAGAGAAGUUGAAGCUGUCCAAAAACUUUUGGUCCUCGCUGCCAGAAGGAAUCUGUCAGGAGGAGCACGUAGCUGUGGAGACGGAGGAGGAAGACUGCUGGAACGGACAGGAAGUGGGAAGGUACGUCCCUGAGGUUCUGAAGGACGGACUCACUCAGCAGGUCAAUAAUCCAGAAGUUUUGGUGGACAUCACCAGGCCAGAUUCCCUCAUUAGACAGCAGGUGAUGGCUCUCAGAGUGAUGACCAACAAGCUGAAGAACGCCUACAAUGGCAACGACAUCUACUUCCAGGACUCAAGUGACGAGAGCAGCGGUUCUGGUAGCGGUAGUGGCUGUAUGGAGUCCUGCGUUACAGAACCUGAUGGCUCCAUCACAGAAGGUCCCGUAUUAAAAGCAGAUCGAAGUGCUGAGCACUCGUCCGUCGCUCUGCUCCACCAGGCCUCGGUGUUUUCUCUGAUCCUGCCCUCCCUCACACUGCUCCACCACUGCAGAUAGGACACGCUGAGGGUGGACCCAGGCUUCUUCAGCCCACAUCCAGGAUCUGUCCUCUCUCCUGGAAGGACGUUGGUGAUGCUGAGGACUUCUUCUUUACGUCCCAAAGAUCACUUUGGUUCAGCCCAGCGCUGACCUUUCCAAACUGUCCACUUUAACGAGCGGUGGACUUCAUUAGUGAGAUGUAUUCACAGAGAGUUUGUACUUUGUACAACCGUCUGUCCUCAGUACAUCCCACUCAAGCAGCUCUGAUGUACGAUAAAAUAAGAUUUCUUUUUUUCAGCUCCCUCUUGUGGUAAUUUCUCAAGCCCUGUUCUGGGUCUCUGAUAAGUUUCUGACAUCAUCACUCAGUGCUGUUUCAAGCUUGGGGGCGGAUAAACCUCAACGCUGUGAUGUUGUGAUGUUAAAACAUGAUUAAGUUGGUAAUCACAAAAAAUUGUCUUAAUUUGUUGCAUUUAAUGAAGACUUUGUUUUUAUCAAUUGCACUAAAAGCCAUACAUGUAUGCGCACAAUAUGGCCAAAAGUAUGUGGACACCUGAAUAUCACAUCCCUAUGUGCUCACUGAAGAUCUCAUUCCGAACCCCAGGGUAUUAAUAGGGGGUCCUGCUCUCCAUUUGCUGCAGUAACAGCCUCAACACUUAUCGGAAGGCUUCACACUAGAUGCUGGAACACCGCUGCAGGGAUUCUCCUCUAUUUGUCUGCAAAAGCAUUACUGAGGUCAGGUACUGAGGUCAGGCUAUAAGGUCUGGCUCUCAGUCAGCAUUCCACUUCAUCCCAAAGGUGUUGGAUGUGUUGAGGUCAGGGUUCUUCCACACCAAACUCACUAUUUGUUUAAGGAGCUCACUUUUUUCCAGAGGGGUAUCCUGCUGAGACAGACAAGGUCAUCUGCAGACACAGUUCUCUCCUUCACUUCAACUAACUAGCUAAAAUCAUGACCGUUAUCCCCCCUGCACCAAACUUUACAGUCAGCACUCCAUAUGCAGGGAAGUAGCGUUCUCCUGCAUCCGCCAGUCCUGCCAGUCUAGAGAACGUAGUUCCACUGCUCCAGAGCACAGAGAUGAAUUGCACCACUCCAGAAUACAACAGGUGAUUGUGAUGUUGUUCCAAGAUGUUUCCACUUCACAACCACAGCUCUUCCUGCUGCACCUCUAGCAAGGCAGACAUUUGUCAAACUCAUUUGUUGUAAGGUGGUGUUCUCUGACAGUACCAUGAUGAAGUCAUUGAGCUUUUCUGUAGAAGCCGUGUACUUCACUGUACUGGCAGUGUCUGCAGAGACUGCAGGACUGCAUGAUUUUAUAUACCUGUUAGCAGUGAGUGAGGCUAAACCACUAAUUAGAAAAGUGUCCACAUACAUUUGGCCAUGUAGUGUAAUUGUAAGUGUUUUUAUAUGAUGAAAUUGUUGAUUUCAUUGGAACAUAAUUGAAGUUAUUGUCAUGGACAUAAAAACCCUGCUGAAAAAGGACCAUAGGAAACCUAAUUGUUUUGCUUUCUAAUGGGAGUUGGGUUAAUGGUUUCCGAUAGAGGCCACCAGUUUCCUGUAGAACACCUUUAGAUCCCAAAACAAAUUACAAAACACAUCAGGAACCAACAGAAAAGCUUAAUGGUUUCUAUGGGUUUCUAUGAGAAGUGAGUUUUCCAUUUAAGACACUUAAUUCUACUGAUAAUAUUUCCAGCAGUGGGACUGAACUACAAUCCACUGUUGCUGUCUUUUAAAAGGCUAGUCAGUCCGAAUGACUGUGGGAUGAUCUGGUCACUCUUCCUUCUGUCCAGUCAGUCUGAAUGUGUGAUCUGCUCCAUCAUAAUCAUCCAUAUAGUUUUCUGAACUUGGACCUUGAUUCACUCUGAUAAGACAGGGUUGCACAAGUGCUUAUUCUUCUCUCUCAGCUGAUAUUUGCUGGAAUGAGUCCCGCAUUUAGGGGCAAAAGCACAUGACUGACUGCUGCUGUACCUUUCAUUGAAAAGCCAGUGAAUUUAGCUUUGCCUCAGCUAGCAUUAGCAGCGUGAUGGUAAGUGUACUGGUAGCACCUUCUCUCCUAUAUUCAUCCUAAAGCAGCGUCCACUCAGCAGGAACUGAAACCUACACACUCCUGUUGUCAUGAGGAAAUGAUUGAUUUUAGUGAGACUUAUUUGAAGUGUUUAUUUUCCCUUUAAGACACUGUACUCGGUUUAUAAUGAUCUGUCCAAACUCUCAACAACACUUUUAUACAUUAUAGCACGAAGUAAGCUAGCACAUCCAUUACUGCACACUUUUUUUGAAGUUUUGCUUUUAUUGUUUGUUACAGUUCAAUAUGUUUUUGAAGAGAGGAAUAAAUCUUAUAUUCCAGCUCUGAAACAUGAUCGCUGUCUCAAAUGUAUCACAUGGAGGUCCAGAAGCUGGGCUGAAAUUAUUUUGUCUGCAAAUCAAAAGAUUAAAAAUUCUAAAUUGUA
Colossoma macropomum (tambaqui) is the source of this 4458-nucleotide messenger RNA. RefSeq names its product glypican 6b (gene gpc6b). Gene Ontology annotation, biological process: regulation of signal transduction; cell migration; regulation of protein localization to membrane. The transcript is spliced from 9 exons. Lineage: Eukaryota; Metazoa; Chordata; Actinopteri; Characiformes; Serrasalmidae. The record is from RefSeq and is a predicted model, not a curated record. Gene Ontology annotation, cellular component: cell surface; synapse; plasma membrane. Bases 388 to 2034 code for a protein of 548 amino acids.